AUGAACGAAUCUUGCACAAUACCAACUUCUCCAUUUCUUUUGAACUUGAGUCAUGUUUUAGUUUGUUUAACAGCUCCUGUUUACAUCACCACUUGCUAUAUUUUAGUCUUCAAAUGUUCUCCGUUUUUCAGUCAGUAUCGGAUUGUCCUCCUGCGACAUAUAUUUACAUGCAUAUUCAUGGAAUACUUUGUGGACAUCAUCUGGCAAAUGACUGUAGUUGUUCCCUAUUCAGCGUUUUGUUCUGUGGGAACCGGACAUCGUUAUCCAGUUUUCAUGUUUUCUAUUGUUGUCGCUGGUCUUUGUGCGACUGGAGUUUCAAUAAUGCAUAUGUUUCAGUAUCGAAUGAAUGCAGUAACAGAUGAUUCAAUUCGAAUCUUGAAAAGUAUAAUAACGGGUGUAAAGUUCUAUCACUACUUUAUGAUGACGUCAUGUCUGUGUCUUCUGAUUGCGUCAUAUAAUCAUUUAGCAGAUCAAAAAGCAUUCAAAACGAAUGUCCAAUAUAAAUUCGGAAGUGUUCCAUCUUACAUCUGGUGUGACAAUUGCAUGUUCAUAAACACUGAUUCAACUACUGUCCUCAUUUUUGUUGGUCUUGGAGCUUCAAGUCAACCAUUAGCUGCAGUUUAUUUUGGACUAUCUGUAUAUGCUUUGAAACUUGGACUCCAGAAGCUUCGAAAGUCGUUAUCCCAACGAACAAUUACAACUCAGAGGAAUUUCUUGAAUAGUCUCUACCUUCAAACUGCAGUUCAUGUAAUUUUCAUAUCUGUCCCACUUGGUAUAUUUUUCCUCACCUUUAUUCUACACAUUCCUUCUAGUGAAAUGUAUAUGAGUUAUAUUCCAAUGGCAAUGUUUACCCAACAUGGAUCCCUAUCAGCUUUAGCUCUUCUAGUGUCUAACAAACCACUCUAUUCGGUGUUCACAAAAACAUUUCUUCGAAUGAAAACCAACAUCAGAGAAACGGACAGAGUUUCGGACAUCAGAGGAGCGGAAAGAGAACACUCCAGUUGGAACAGAACAGCUGUCAGAGAAAACGUUAUGAAAUAA
This is a messenger RNA of Caenorhabditis briggsae, 1041 nucleotides long. It is a transcript of the gene Cbr-srh-1, whose product is annotated as Protein CBR-SRH-1. The transcript is spliced from 5 exons. Bases 1 to 1041 code for a protein of 346 amino acids. NCBI's taxonomy places the organism in Eukaryota, Metazoa, Nematoda, Chromadorea, Rhabditida, Rhabditidae. The record is from RefSeq and is a predicted model, not a curated record.